AUGGCUGAAAUUUUAAUGAAAAUGAUAAUAAAUUUAUUUUCUUCAUUUGAUCCUUCUACAAAUUUAUUUAACUUAAAUUGGCUAAGAAUUAUAUUAAGUUUGAUUCUAUUACCAUCUUUUUUCUGAUUUAUUCCUUCUCGUUAUAGACUAACUUUUAUAAUCUUUGGCAUUACCUUUAAUACAAUAAAUAUAUUAGCUCAUUUAGUGCCCAUGGGAGCCCCUGCUCUCUUAUUGCCAUUUUUAGUAAUUGUUGAAUUAAUUAGAAAUUUAAUUCGCCCAAUAACAUUAGCCAUUCGUUUAACGGCUAAUAUAAUUGCCGGCCAUUUAUUAUUAACCUUAUUAGGAAAUAUAGGUCAAUAUAUAAAUUUUCUAACAAUUAAUGUUUUGAUUUUUAUUCAAAUUUUAUUACUAAUUUUAGAAUCUGCAGUGAGCUUAAUCCAAGCAUAUGUAUUUUCUAUUCUUAUUACUCUUUAUGCUAGAGAAAUUCAUUAAUGACAACUCAAAAUCAUCCUUUUCAUUUAGUAAAUCCAAGGCCUUGACCACUAUUAAUUUCUUUUAAUUUAUUAAAUCUAUUAAUAGGGCUUAUUUCUUGAUUCCACUUAUAUCAAAUUGAUCUAUUGAUUUUUAGAUUAAUUUCUAUACUAUUAAUUUUAUUUCAAUGAUGACGAGAUAUUACACGAGAAAGAACCCUCCAAGGAUUGCAUUCUCUAAAAGUUUCAUCCGGGCUCCGAUGAGGGAUAAUUUUAUUUAUUACAUCUGAAAUUUUAUUUUUUAUUUCAUUUUUUUGAAGAUUUUUCCAUAAUAGUCUUUCUCCUAAUAUUGAAUUGGCAAUAAUAUGACCCCCUAAAUCAAUUAAUACUUUUAAUCCUAUAAAUAUCCCCUUAUUAAAUACAUUAAUUUUGUUAUCUUCAGGUAUUACAGUAACUUGGGCUCAUCAUAGAUUAAUAGAAAAUAACUAUUCUCAAGCACUUCAAAGACUUAUAUGAACUAUUGGCCUAGGGAUCUACUUUACUCUACUUCAAGCUCUUGAAUAUUAUGAAGCUUCGUUUUCAAUUUCAGAUUCUAUUUAUGGAACUUGUUUUUUUAUAGCAACUGGAUUUCAUGGAUUUCAUGUUAUUGUUGGUACUACAUUUCUCUUAAUUAUAAUAAUUCGUCUAUUUAUUAGGCAUUUUUCUUCAAUUCAUCACUUUGGAUUUGAAGCUGCCGCAUGAUAUUGACACUUUGUAGAUGUAGUAUGAUUAUUUUUAUAUUUAUCUAUUUACUGAUGAAGAAGAUAAUUUUAUUUAUAUAAUAUAAAUUAUUAUAUUUGACUUCCAAUCAAAAAAUCUAAAUUUUUAGUAUAAAUAAUAAUAAUAAUUUUUUAUCUAUCAUUAAUAAUUAUAAUCGUUAUUUUAAUAUUAAUAAUCUUAAUUAAUUUUUUAUCUAUAAAAACAUUAAUCGAUCGUGAGAAAAGUAGGCCCUAUGAGUGUGGAUUUGAUCCAAAAAAUAAUUCUCGUAUACCAUUUUCAUUACAUUUCUUCUUAAUUGCUCUAAUUUUUUUAAUUUUUGAUAUUGAAUUAACAUUACUCUUACCAAUUAUUUUCUCAUUAAAAUUUUCAAAUAUUUUUAGAUUAUUUUACUCUAUUAGUUUUUUUUUAAUUAUUCUUUUACUGGGGUUAUUUCACGAAUGGAAAUUAGGGGCAUUAGAAUGAUCAAACUAAA
Cylas formicarius (sweet potato weevil) is the source of this 1701-nucleotide messenger RNA. Its product is annotated as ATP synthase subunit a-like. The record is from RefSeq and is a predicted model, not a curated record. The transcript is spliced from 3 exons. Gene Ontology annotation, biological process: proton motive force-driven ATP synthesis. Gene Ontology annotation, molecular function: proton transmembrane transporter activity. Lineage: Eukaryota; Metazoa; Arthropoda; Insecta; Coleoptera; Brentidae.